CGGGCGGCGCGGCGGGUCUGGGGCUGGCCCCGCUCCGGGCGGCCGGACAGGGCCGAGCCGGGCGGGAGCUCCGCAGCUGGGGCACGGCCCGGGGGAGGCGGUCAGGUUGCGCCGGGGGACGGAGACAGGAAAGAGCCGGCAGCCCCUUCCUGCCGCCCGCCGCCGCCCCGGGAGCCCCCGCCGGGCUUCCACCGCUUCUCCUCGCUCCCGACCGUGCAGUCUCCGACCUGACUCCCCUCUCGCCUUUCCCCUCCCGCUGUCGGUCCCUCCUCUUCCCCGGGGCUCUCGGCGUGUCUCCUCCUUCCCAACCACGUCCUCGGCCACCCCGCCGCAGAGCGGAGCGCUGCGGGCCGCGCUCCCGCUGCCUUUGCCCGGCGCAGCCCCUGGGACGCGGGCAGAGGAGCCCAAGUUCGGCCGGCGGGGGCUGCCAUGGCCGUGCCUCAGCCGCGGCGGGGGUGCUGUGACAUCCCGAGGGGUGGCAGGGCGUGCUUACUGCUGCGAUGGAGAUGGCCGUAAUUCCAGUUAAAUACGGGCAUUGGGGAAGCUGUCGGAUUCGGCAGUCCAUUGUACCAGCCCACCCAAUGGCUCCUCCUAGUCCCAGCACCACCAGCAGUAAUAACAACAGUAGUAGCAGCAGCAACUCAGGAUGGGAUCAAUUAAGUAAAACUAACCUUUACAUCAGAGCACUGCCUCCAAACACCACUGAUCAGGACCUGGUAAAACUAUGCCAACCGUAUGGGAAAAUUGUAUCCACAAAGGCUAUUUUGGACAAGACUACAAACAAAUGCAAAGGUUAUGGUUUUGUUGACUUUGACAGCCCAGCAGCUGCUCAGAAGGCAGUUUCUGCUUUAAAGGCCAGUGGAGUCCAAGCACAGAUGGCAAAGCAACAAGAACAAGACCCAACUAACCUAUACAUUUCCAACCUGCCUCUUUCAAUGGAUGAGCAGGAGCUCGAGAACAUGCUGAAGCCCUUUGGGCAGGUGAUCUCCACCAGGAUACUGCGGGACUCGAGUGGGACGAGCCGUGGCGUUGGCUUUGCAAGGAUGGAGUCAACAGAAAAAUGUGAAGCAGUGAUUGCUCAUUUUAAUGGAAAAUUCAUAAAGACACCAGCAGGAGUUUCUGUUCCUGCAGAACCUUUACUGUGCAAGUUUGCUGAUGGAGGACAGAAGAAGAGGCAGAAUCAGAAUAAAUACAUACAGAAUGGAAGAGCAUGGCACAGAGAAGGCGAGGUGAGACUUGCUGGAAUGACACUCACAUAUGAUCCAACCACAGCUGCUUUACAAAAUGGAUUUUAUCCAUCACCAUACAGUAUUACAGCAAACAGAAUGAUCACUCAGACAUCUAUUACGCCAUAUAUUGCUUCUCCAGUUUCUACAUACCAGGUUCAGAGUCCUUCUUGGAUGCAGCCUCAACCAUAUAUAAUGCAGCACCCAGGUGCUGUUCUGACUCCCUCCAUGGACCACACCAUGUCACUACAGCCUGCAUCAAUGAUAAGCCCUCUGACACAGCAGAUGAGUCAUCUUUCAUUAGGCAGUACUGGAACAUACAUGCCAGCCACAACAGCUAUGCAAGGAGCCUACAUCCCCCAGUACACACAUGUCCAGACAGCAGCAGUUCCUGUUGAGGAAGCCAGUGGUCAGCAGCAGGUUACGGUAGAGACAUCCAGUGACCAUUCUCCAUAUACGUAUCAGCAAAAUAAGUAACAGUGAGAUGUCCAGUGUUGACCUGGCCUGGAGAAGGGUGCAAAGGCUGAAACAAUCAUGGAUUUUACUGAUCAAUUGUGCUUUAGGAAUUAUUGACAGUUUUGCACAGGUUCUUGAAAAUGUUAUUUAUAAUGAAAUCAACUAAAACUAUUUUUGCUAUAAGUUCUAUAAGGUGCAUAAGAAAAACCUUAAAUUCAUCUAGUAGCUGUUCCCAUGAACAGGUUUAUUUUAGUAAAAAAAAAAAGUUUUUAUCAAGUGUUAUGACGCAAAAAAAAAAAACCUUCAAAUUUCUGGGUAUGCACAGAUGACCACGAAGACUUAUUCACGUGCAUGACAGAAUUUGUGUUUUGGUUUAUUUUUAUUUUGUUUGUUUCUUUUUAUCUUUUUUUUUUUGUAUGAAAUGGAUUUUCUGAAGUUUAAAAUAGUAAAACAUCUAAGAUGAUGUUCUGUGCUUGCAGUGUGUGAGUGUUGCUUUAGUGCAGUGUUGCAGUUACAGUGUCUGGUCUCUUAGCUUUCUGUUUUUCUUUUAAUGUAGUGUGAAGUGUCUUAUCCUUUUCUAUAAAUUCCAAUUUGCCUUAAAUCUUUCAAUGCUGUAGCUGUUUCAGUAAGUAGUCCAAACUAAUGGUGUAGAAUGCUUUGACCAAAUGAGCUGGUCUAUUAUGCCUUGUAAAACAGCAGCAUAGGGCUUUUAAAGGUAGUCAAUAAAAAUUGCUGAAAAUUUGGCUUUUUUAAUGUGUAGUAAGUGUUUUUAAUGAUUUUUUCACAUAAUAUGUAAGGUAGUGAAAUGCAAGAGGGGAAAAAAUGUUUUGUGUGAAACACAUUUUCUGACUGGGGAAAUUUUAAUAGUAUAAAUUGUUUGUAAGGCCAUAUGCCUAUAGUUCCCUCUGGUAGUUUGAAUGAUUUAGGAACUCUGCUGUAUGAUGCAAUGUAAAAUCUUUUUUUGCCUUUUUUCAGAAACUAACUUGAUGUUCUAGUUUUAGCAUAGGUAGAGUAGGGAGUUUGGGGUGGAGAUAUCACCGAAUGUUUUUGUCCUUCCUUUAUACUAAUGAUAGUGCUUUAGGAUGAGGAUUGUGCUGAGAGGUAGCAAACAGAAAAGUUGCUAUUACAGCAAAAUGGCAAAAGCUAAAGGACUCGUUUUCAAACAUAUGCUGAGAUUUAAGUAGAAACAUAAUUGAUUGGGUACUAGCUCUCUAUAGUAGGUAAAUAAAAAUAAAAAGACUUGGCACUUUUAAAAGGUAACUUUACCAAAGAACAAAGAGCCAGUAACCAAUAAUUCUGAUUUGUCUCAGCAUUGCGUCUUCUGUACUCUUUAUUUUUGCCGGACCAGUUUGCGGUUAAGAGAAUGUGCCUUUUUUGUACAUUUGCAUUUAGGUUUUAUAAUUUUAAUUGAUGUAUGGACACAAAAGCAUGAAGGAAGACUUGGAUCCAAGCAGUGCCACACUUUACAUCAUCACUACAAGUGUUAAGUGUAAAGAAAACCAAUUUUGAAACUAUGAAAUUCCUGAUUCAUAAAUACACAGUUAUUUGUACUUCACAUAUUAGAUAAUUCACUGCUACUAAAGCUUUUUAUUACAAUUGCAUAUGUUUUAAAUUGAAUGAUAAAUUAAGUUGUCUUCCAAAACUGUGUACUUCUCUGGUCAGCUGUAUAUGAUCAGUUAUCUACCUCAAAGUUUAUUUCCUUUUAUAUUGGGACAGGUUGCUGGCCCUCCCUGUUUCCACAGACCAAAUCAUCCUAGCUCAGGAGCUAGGGCUAAGCAGUUGUUUCUUUCAAGUAUUUUUUAGUUUUUAAAUUUUGUGUGAGUAUUGGAGUAUAGAUGUCGGUGACAUUUCAUAGUUUCAAAAGUAAAUUGCUGCUCUGAGAAGUGUAGAUUCUAGUGAAAUGCAUAGUCAUAAGAGAUGUGUUUUUGUUUUUUCUUUUUUUAAAAAGUUGUGGUAUUAUUGGUUCUAUGCUCCCUGGAAUAUUACUGCUUUGUAAAAGUCCAGACUUCCUGCAGCACCUUGCCUGUAUUUGGUAACUUUCCAAACCUGGAUCUCUCACUACUUGCUAUUUUUGCAUUAAUUAAAAACUGCAGUAUGAUAGCUGUGUUAGAGGGAGGGAAGAGUUGCUGCCAGAAAUGUCUGAACUAAGUGCCAUACUCAUUGUCUGGGUAAGAUUUGGGAAAUUUAACCUCUGUACAUAAAGAAAUAAUCAGUUACUUAAACAUCACAUAGUAGACAGCCAUUAAAUUAUAAAAAAUUAAUUUAUGAAGAAAGACCUUUUGUACAGAUUGAAAAAAAAAAGAUUUUCAUAGAGAUAUCUAUAUGAUCAAGAGAGUUAAUUUUUUAUUUUUGUUUUACUAGUGCCACAAACUUGCCAGUGGUAACUUAUUUGUCCGGUUCAAGAUAACUCUGUAGUUUUGUUUCCUAGGACUUGUUGUUAAACGCCAAAAGACAUUUUUGAACUGUAAAUUUGAUUAGAUUGUUAGCUUUUUCUGUUUUAUUUCUUUGAAAACUUUUGAAUAAAAAAGAUCCAAAAAAAUGAAAAUGCAUUGUCUUUUUCCUUCAGACCUUCCUUUAUUGGGGCAAAACCCAAACAGGUUAUGGUAAAACUUCUGUGUUUAUUUGGAAAUGUUUGGAAUUGCUUUCUGCUUGACAGCCUGGGUUUUUUUCUCCUCAAUCUUUCAUCAAAACCAAAUUUUAACUCUUUCACACCACACUACAAAGUCACUAAUUCUUUCAAACACAACAGGAAAAGAUAUAUGAAAAAUACAUUAUGAGAUGUCGGAUUUGGAUGCAAGAACUUUGUUCUGCUAUGUGUCAGCUCACACAGGGAGUUGUGUGUAACCAGGCUUGUGCUGUGGGUGUAAAUGCCAUUUUCCUGAGGUAAGGUUGGAGGUGGAGGGUCACUUUGGUAGCUCAUGGCACAGGAUCACUGCCUUCAAAUGCUUUUGUCUUCCCACGUGUGCUGGCAUUGGCUGGAAUAUCCAGUUCUGGAGAGCAGAGGUGACACUUCACUGGGACUCAAAGAGAUCUCCAGUGCUGGCCUUCCAGCUGCCAUCUUUAAGCCCUGCAUUUCUUUAAAGGUAAUCUCUGAUUUUAUUAUCCUUUUGGCAGGAUCAGUACUGGUGGUGGUGUGUAUCAGGUAGAGGACUGC
This is a messenger RNA of Camarhynchus parvulus, 4836 nucleotides long. RefSeq names its product RNA binding motif single stranded interacting protein 1 (gene RBMS1). The transcript has 14 exons. Gene Ontology annotation, molecular function: poly(U) RNA binding; poly(A) binding; mRNA 3'-UTR binding. Bases 501 to 1703 code for a protein of 400 amino acids. Gene Ontology annotation, cellular component: cytosol; ribonucleoprotein complex; nucleus. The record is from RefSeq and is a predicted model, not a curated record. Lineage: Eukaryota; Metazoa; Chordata; Aves; Passeriformes; Thraupidae.